Prorocentrum cordatum is the source of this 1865-nucleotide messenger RNA. Lineage: Eukaryota; Dinophyceae; Prorocentrales; Prorocentraceae. The record is from the annotation of a GenBank genome assembly.
CUCCGCCCUCUCAUUCUCGUAUUCCUCAUCCUCCUCCCGCUGCCCAAUUCCGUUCGCUCUCCUUCCGUAUCCAUUUUGGCUCAAGCCACGUGGGCUUGAGACGGAACUACCAGAGUGAAGUUGCCGAUUCGGACAAGCCAUCGUUCACCCAAGUCCACAAUACGUUCGAGCAUGGAGGAAGAGAGCAUGGACGAAGGGAACCUUAAAGUGUGGUCCCCUGCGCAUGGCCCCCGCCAGGUGUUUUUCAGCAUGGUGGUGAAGCUCUUGUACGACAUCGACAAUGUUAACCAAAGAUUUUCUGCUAAGAUCUUGUUGCGCUUCCAGUGGAUGCUGAGCGAGGAGGAGAUGCGCAGUUGGGAAGCGGACCAUCGGAGGUUUAAGGCUGAAUGGACCCCUCCUGUCGUAGACGUACGAAAUUCGAUGGACAUGUCUGUGGAGCAAUCUGAAGUAUCAGUUGGGAUGCUAGGAAACAUGCUGAUUGGUAAAUGUACGCAAGCAUUAUCGGGCACUUUCCUAGAGGUCAUGGAGCUGCAGCGUUUCCCUUUCGACCAUCAAGAGUUCACAGUGAUUCUCCAGUUCCCAGAUUCCGACGAGAAGUUCCAGUUGCGCCCUGCUGCGGACCAGCCGCGGUUCGUCCAGAUGCCCCAGGACCCCCAACUCUUGCCCGAGUACGUCUUCAGCAAUCCAGUGCUGGAGUUGGGGAGCACAAGUUUCGAAGAAUUACAACAUGACUUCAAGUACAAGACCAUAUCCCAGCCGACUUUGGUUUUGCGCUUGCAGGCGUGCCGGUCAUGGAUGAGUUACGUGAAUAAGAUCGUGAUCACGCUUGCUCUAGUGUCUGCUGCCGUCAUUCUUGCGUUCUUGAUACCGAGCGGUGAUCUGGCAGACCGACUUGCACACGCCACGACGCUUUUCUUGACGGCAAUCGCUUUCCAACUUGUGGUUUCAACAUCGUUGCCUCAGAUAGAUUACAUGACGGUGAUGGAUAAAUACAUCAUGCACCUGAAUGUAUUCAUAUUGUCUGUGAUGGGGUCGAUGAGUUUUCUUGGUUGGGCUGGUCAACAAGAUGAUUGGGAGGCGGAGAGCAUUGCGGAUCUUGACAGGUACGCCUUGAUAGUCGCACUCUGCAUGUGGUGCGCGAUCCAUGGGCUAUUGGGGUACCGGGGUUGGCACGCCUUGCGGUGUUCUCAGUCCGUCGGAAUCGUGUCCUCCAGCGGGUCAUCGAUGCCGAGCCUCAGCGCGAGCUCGCAGUACACGAUGGUAGUAGGCGCUACGCAAAAGUUCUUUGGCAGUUUUCCAGAGUACCAGGCGGAGGCGAAUAUUGCCAACGACUUCACAUUCUGGACAGGGAUUUGGUAUUCAAAGGAUUUCUACGGACCCCAUGGCAUUGAGUACGUUUUCUUUUUCAUGGAAAGCGACCAUGAAGGAAAGGCUCAGUUGAUGGCGCGCAAAAUCACAGGUGACAAUAACGUACCGUGCGGUGAAAUCUCAAUUCGCACCACAAAUGGCGUGCCAGAAUUGGGCGGGUCAUCUGUGCCCUUUGAAGUCAAGGUGCGAGAGGACACGUCUGAUCCAGAAGGCUUCUUCUGGGUCACUUCAGGAUCCAUGCGUGCGCAUUCGUUGAAUCAAUUGAAUAUCUAUUAUGAAAGCCUUCCCACAGUUGUUUCUUCCACCUUUGUGCGCCAGUUUAGUAUUAGCUAGCCCGGGAGUGCUGAGGGGCUCCUGCAUGCUUCCGGACUGGGGUGAACCAAUUCUGUCGUUCCACUAGCUGAUUCCUGAUAGCUCCAUUCAUCCUGUCGCCACAGAGCGUCAAUGACCCUAGAACUGGCACGUACGUUGGAAAAUUCGUAGACCAUCGAAUCGAG